This is a messenger RNA of Lingula anatina, 730 nucleotides long. Its product is annotated as chymotrypsin-like protease CTRL-1. Lineage: Eukaryota; Metazoa; Brachiopoda; Lingulata; Lingulida; Lingulidae. Gene Ontology annotation, molecular function: serine-type endopeptidase activity. The record is from RefSeq and is a predicted model, not a curated record. Gene Ontology annotation, biological process: proteolysis.
UGCAGCUUGGAAAAUAUAACAAAAACAUGCAAGAAUCAACAGAACAAACGUUCCAAGUUCAGCAAUUACUGGUCUAUCCCAAGUACAACAGAAGUGUAAGGUACGAUGCAGACAUUGCGCUGUUAAAGCUCAACGAAUCGGCCGACAUGACGGAUUUCGUGCAGCCAAUAUGUCUCGGGAAAUUACCGCCAGGGCGUAGAGGCAGAGAGCUGUGCUAUAUCACUGGAUGGGGAGACACCGAAAACGGCCCAUAUUAUAAUGGAAAUCUGAACCAAGCUCAACUCCCUGCAUUGAGCGACAAAAAGUGCUCGCGUAUCUACGGUGAGAGGGGUGUGAAAUUGACCAAGAACAUGUUCUGUGCUGGAGAGACUGGAGACCCGCCUGUGCCUGACGCCUGUUCCGCCGACAGCGGCGGUCCUCUUGCAUGUCGUUAUAAGAACAGGUGGAUAUUGUAUGGAGUAACCUCUCUUGGUCUAAAUGGUCCUGACCGUCUAUACAGUAUUCAGUCUCAGCUGCCGCCAGCUUUCGUAAUGCCACUGAAGGAAAUAAUUGCAGACGAGGAAAAUGUUCGAGAAGAGCAAGAGACAAGACAGCUUAGAUGCGGCAACGGCCCUGGAAUCUACACUGACGUGGCGAAAUUUAAGAAGUGGAUCGAGAGAACGAUAAGAACCAACUAAUUUAUAUCCUGUUGAAUUACACAGUAGCUAACGUCUAUUCAAAGCAUUACACG